AUGAAUGACGUUCAGGAGGCCACCUCCCCUGCAACCAGCCUCAGCGGUCCAGCUACCUGUGUCUCCAAAGUAGAGCUGCGUGUGUCUUGCAAAGCCCUGCUGGACCGAGACACGCUGAAUAAAUCAGACCCCUGUGUCAUACUAAUGGUACAGACCAACGGACAAUGGACAGAGCUGGACAGAACAGAGGUGAUCAAGAGCAACUUGCACCCGGUCUUUGCCAAGGUUUUCUCUCUGGACUACUACUUUGAGGAGGUUCAGAAGCUGCGAUUUGAAGUCUACGACAUCCAUGGCACUCACAGCAUCGGGACCCGUGACGAUGACUUCCUUGGUGGGGUGGAGUGCACUCUUGGCCAGAUCGUGGCCCAAAAGAAGAUGGUGAAGCCUUUGUUGCUGAAGUACGGGAAAUAUGCUGGCAAAUCCACCAUCACGGUGCAUGCUGAGGAAAUUUCUGGCAACAACGGAUAUGUGGAGUUCUCCUUCUGUGCCAAGAAGCUCGAUGAUAAGGAUCUCUUCAGCAAAUCAGACCCAUUUUUGGAAAUAUACCGAAUCAAUGAUGAUGAAACUGAACAGCUUGUGCACAGAACUGAGGUGAUUAAAAACAACCUGAACCCUGUGUGGGAGCCCUUCAAAGUGUCUCUCAUAUCCCUGUGCAGCUGUGAUGAAGACCGGAAGCUCAAGUGCCUAGUGUGGGAUUAUGACUCCAGGGGGAAGCACGACUUCAUUGGCGAGUUCUACGCCACUUUCAGGGAAAUGCAGAAAAUUUCCAGUGGAAAUAAGGUGACGUGGGAUUGUGUGAAUCCCAAGUACAAACAGAAGAAGAGAAAUUAUAAAAAUUCAGGAGUUGUCAUCCUCAGUGACCUUAAGCUCCACAGAGUGUACUCCUUCCUAGAUUACAUCAUGGGAGGAUGCCAGAUUCACUUUACGGUUGCCAUUGAUUUCACAGCAUCCAAUGGAGACCCCAGGAACAGCUGCUCAUUGCACUACAUCAACCCUUACCAGCCCAACGAGUACCUGAAGGCUCUGAUAGCAGUGGGGGAGAUCUGUCAAGACUAUGAUAGUGACAAAAGAUUUUCAGCUUUGGGGUUUGGUGCCAGAAUCCCUCCAAAUUAUGAGGUGUCUCAUGACUUCGCCAUUAAUUUUAACCCAGAGGAUGAUGAAUGUGAAGGGAUCCAAGGGGUGGUUGAGGCCUACCAGAACUGCCUUCCUAAGAUCCAGUUGUAUGGACCAACCAAUGUUUCUCCCAUCAUCAACAGGAUAGCCAAACUGGCAGCAGGCGAUGGCAACAUUAAAGAUGCUUCUCGAUACCACAUCCUGCUCAUCCUCACGGAUGGGGUAGUGACAGACAUGGCAGACACGCGUGAAGCCAUUGUACGAGCCUCCUACCAGCCUCUCUCCAUAAUCAUUGUUGGUGUGGGUAACGCAGACUUCACAGACAUGCAGAUUUUGGAUGGAGAUGAUGGAGUCCUACGCUCACCAAAGGGCGAGCCGGUCCUCCGGGACAUUGUGCAAUUUGUGCCCUUCAGAGACUUCAAAACGGCUUCUCCUGCAGCCCUGGCCAAAUGUGUUCUGGCAGAGGUGCCCAAACAAGUAGUGGAGUACUACAGCCAUAAGGCCAUCUCCCCCAUGUGUCCGAUGAGGGACUUAUCCACGCCAAUCCUCAGCCCAGUUGCCACCACCCCAACAGAAUAACAACCCACCCUGUUCCUGGGACCAAGCUUUGACCAC
Molecule: messenger RNA, 1728 nt
Organism: Seriola dumerili (greater amberjack)
Lineage: Eukaryota; Metazoa; Chordata; Actinopteri; Carangiformes; Carangidae
Gene: cpne7
Product: copine 7
Exons: 15
Coding region: 1-1692 (563 amino acids)
Biological process (GO): cellular response to calcium ion
Cellular component (GO): plasma membrane
Molecular function (GO): calcium-dependent phospholipid binding
Source: RefSeq, a predicted model, not a curated record